CCUUGACGAAAAUUGAUUUACAUAGCAGGGAUGGAAGGCUUAAUCUAACAACAAUGAUAAAAUAAUUAUCAAUGCUACUCUUAAUUGGAUAAUUUCAUCUCCUUUUCAAGAACCCUACAUGCCUUUAUUGAAGAAAACACCUUCACAUUAGAAGUUCCCGCCAUUUGUAUAACAUCUUUUCCGGCACUCACACUGUUCUCAAUUCAAUCGUUCAUGCUCGCAUUGCAUUUUCGCCCUUGCUUUCCUCUUCCCUUCCAUCGCUCCCUAACAGUUAGGGUUUCCUCUCUCCUCUCUUUUCCUCUUUCUCUCUCCUCCGCCGUCCCUCUCCGCGCCAUGUCGAAGCCCCCCUCCGCCUUCGAUGCCCUCAUGUCCGGCGCACGCGCCGCCGCCGCCGCCAAGAAAAAAUCCCAAUCCCUUUCCCAAUCAUCACCCUCAUCCCCCAAGAAACGCAAAACCCCACCCUCCUCUUCCUCACAAAACCCUAGCGACCUCAAACCUCCUUCCCCACCCAAAACCGUUACACCUCAAGAAGGCGCCGUUAAGCCCGAACCGCUGAAGGUCCGCCACGUGUCAUCUUCUUCUUUUUCGCAGGAGAAGACCGCGGAGCUUAAGAAGCAAGCUCCGCAGCUGAAGAAGAAACCCUCCGAUUUCGAUCCCGCUUCUAUAAGUGCAUGGGAGAAGGGCCAACCCGUGCCGUUUCUAUUUCUCUGCUUGGCCUUCGACAUGAUUUCUCAAGAAUCCGGAAGAAUUGUCAUCACUGAUAUUGUUUGCAAUCUUCUGAGGACUGUGAUGUACUCCACGCCGGAGGAUCUUGUUAAGGUCGUUUACCUCUCCGCGAACCGGAUUGCGCCCGCUCACGAAGGGAUGGAAUUGGGUAUUGGCGACGCUUCCAUCGUCAAGGCGCUUGCUGAGGCGUACGGAAGGACCGAGGUGUGGAUUAAGACUCAGUAUCAGAAAAAAGGGGAUUUGGGCUUGGUUGCUAAAGAGAGCCGUUCCUCGCAGCCUAUGAUGUUUAAGCCCGAAGCAUUGACUAUUACGAAGGUUUUCAACACUUUUCGUCUUAUUGCUAAGGAAUCUGGGAAAGAAAGUCAAGAGAAGAAAAAGAAUCAUAUCAAGGCACUUCUUGUUGCUGCAACUGACUGUGAACCUCAAUAUCUAAUCCGUUUGCUACAGACAAAGUUGCGAAUUGGCUAUGCUGAGAAAACUCUCUUAGCUGCAUUGGGCCAAGCUGCAGUAUACACUGAAGAACACUCUAAACCGCCUCCUGAUAUUCAGUCUCCUUUAGAAGAGGCUUCAGAGAUUGUUAAACAAGUCUAUUCUGUACUUCCUGACUAUGACAAAAUAAUAUCUGCACUGCUUACAGAGGGUCUAUGGAUGCUUCCAAAGAAAUGUAAUUUUACUCCUGGUGUUCCAAUUGGACCUAUGCUAUCAAAGGCAACAAAGGGUGUAUCUGAAAUUCUAAAUAAAUUCCAGGAUGUGGAGUUUACCUGUGAAUACAAAUAUGACGGAGAGCGUGCCCAGAUACAUUACCUGGAGAAUGGAUCAGUUGAGAUUUACAGUAGAAAUGCAGAACGGAAUACUGGGAAGUUUCCUGAUGUUGUUGCCGCUGUUUCAAGGUUAAAGAAACCAACUGUAUCAUCAUUUAUUCUUGAUUGUGAAAUUGUUGCAUAUGAUCGUUCAACACAGAAGAUCCGUUCUUUCCAGAUGCUUAGUACUCGGGCUCGCAAGAAUGUAGAAAUUGAAGAUAUAACGGUUGGUGUUUGCAUAUUUGCUUUUGAUUUGUUGUAUCUUAAUGGCCAAGCACUUCUUCAGGAAAACCUGAGAGUCCGUAGAGAGCAUCUCUAUGCCUCUUUUGAGGAAGAACCCGGAUUUCUUCAGUUUGCAACAACAAUAACAUCAAAUGAUGUUGAGGAAAUACAGAAUUUUCUUGACCAAGCUGUUGGUGCUAGUUGUGAGGGAUUAAUUAUUAAAACAUUAAAUGAGGAUGCUACAUAUGAACCUUCCAAGCGAUCACUCAACUGGCUAAAACUGAAGAAAGAUUAUAUGGACAGUAUAGGGGACUCACUAGAUUUGGUACCUAUUGCUGCUUUCCACGGUCGUGGGAAACGUACAGGAGUUUAUGGUGCCUUCCUCCUUGCUUGCUAUGACAAUGAUAAUGAAGAAUUUCAAAGUAUUUGCAAGAUAGGAACGGGAUUCUCUGAAGCUGUGCUUGAAGAACGUUCUUCUAGUCUUCGUUCUAAAGUGAUUCCCAAACCAAAGGCAUACUAUAGAUUUGGAGAAACAAUAAAUCCUGAUGUCUGGUUUGAAGCCAGUGAGGUGUGGGAGGUGAAAGCUGCCGACCUGACCAUUAGCCCUGUUCACCGUGCUGCAGUGGGCAUAGUAGAUCCGAACAAGGGCAUAUCUCUACGAUUUCCACGACUACUUCGAGUCAGGCCUGACAAAGCUCCUGAACAGGCCUCAUCAUCUGAGCAGGUUGCUGAAAUGUAUAAGGCUCAAAAACACAAUCACACGAACAACCAAAAUGACGAUGAAGAUGAUGAUUGAGUGAAAAAAUUCUGUUUCUCAUGCUGAGCUAUAAAAUCUCAGUAAUUUUUGCUGAUGCAAAUGCGAAUUCUUUACCUUCAAGCAUAGGUCAGAGAGCAUAACUGCUUUUUCUACAUGAUUGAAGGUUCGGUGUACAACGUGGAAGAAGCUCAUGGAGGGUCCAAAAAGUAGACAUUUGCGCUUAAACCAUGUUAAUUAGACAAUUUUUCAGAAGUAGACGUUUGUUCUUUGUAACAUGAUGCAGUAGUUAAGGCCUGAUAGCAUCGACGAAAACAGUUUUAAAUAUUUUUCGCGUUAAUGGAUCUCAAUAUUAGUCCAUGUGUCAAAUGAUGGUUGUGUUGUGAGAGAGCUUUUAUCUUUCGGUAUCCAAUAGUAAAAUUGUUGUGUUGAAGUUGCU
Molecule: messenger RNA, 2941 nt
Organism: Glycine soja
Lineage: Eukaryota; Viridiplantae; Streptophyta; Magnoliopsida; Fabales; Fabaceae
Product: DNA ligase 1-like
Exons: 17
Coding region: 214-2544 (776 amino acids)
Biological process (GO): lagging strand elongation; DNA biosynthetic process; DNA recombination
Cellular component (GO): nucleus; mitochondrion
Molecular function (GO): DNA ligase (ATP) activity; DNA binding; ATP binding
Source: RefSeq, a predicted model, not a curated record